AUGGCAACUCACAACAUCGUGGUUUUUGGUGGUGAUCACUGUGGUCCUGAGGUCGUGGCAGAAGCUAUUAAAGUCCUGAAAGUUGUAGAAAGCGAUAGACCAUCAGCGGGAAAGUUCAAUUUCCAAGAACAUCUCUUGGGCGGUUGCUCAAUUGACGCUCACGGUGAACCCCUCACAACCGAAGCUCUCGAAGCUGCCAAAAAUGCAGAUGCUGUUCUCCUCGGCGCAAUCGGUGGCCCCAAAUGGGGAACUGGAAAAGUACGCCCUGAACAGGGAAUCCUCGCUCUCCGCAAACAAAUGGGCACAUACGGAAACCUCCGUCCCUGUAAUUUCGCAUCACCUACAUUGACCGAAAUCUCCCCUUUAAAAGAAAAGGUCUGCGAAGGCGUCGAUUUCUGUAUCGUGCGAGAAUUGACCGGAGGUAUUUAUUUCGGAGAGAGGAAAGAGGAUGAGGGGGAUGGAAAGGCUUGGGAUACAGAACCAUAUUCCAGAGAGGAGAUUGAGCGUGUGACUAGAUUGGCUGCUAAUCUUGCACUUGCGCAAGAUCCUCCAGCACCCGUGUGGAGUUUGGAUAAGGCAAAUGUUCUUGCGACUUCGAGAUUAUGGCGUAAAACUGUUACGGAUGUUAUGGCGGCGGAAUUCCCCCAGUUGAAGAUUGGACAUCAUCUCAUUGAUAGUGCGGCCAUGUUGAUGGUGAAGGAUCCAAGAAAGUUGAACGGCAUUGUGGUGACGAGUAAUUUGUUUGGAGAUAUUAUUAGUGACGAGGCUAGUGUUAUUCCGGGUAGUAUUGGACUUUUGCCAAGUGCAAGUUUGAGUGGUGUGCCGGAUGGAAAGAGCAAGUGUAAUGGUAUUUACGAGCCAAUUCACGGCUCCGCUCCGGAUAUCAGCGGAAAAGGCAUCGUCAACCCCAUCGGUACCAUCCUUUCCGUCGCGAUGAUGCUCAAAUACUCUCUCAACCUCCCUGUCGAAGCUAAAGCCGUCGAAGAAGCUGUCCGCAGAACUAUCGAAAAGGGUGUCAGAACUGCCGAUAUCGGUGGUUCAAAUAAGACUGUCGAAGUAGGUGAUGCUGUAGUUGAGGAAUUGAAGAAAGUUUUGAAGGAGCUUUAA
This is a messenger RNA of Sclerotinia sclerotiorum 1980 UF-70, 1107 nucleotides long. RefSeq lists its product as hypothetical. Lineage: Eukaryota; Fungi; Ascomycota; Leotiomycetes; Helotiales; Sclerotiniaceae. Gene Ontology annotation, cellular component: cytosol. The transcript has 4 exons. The record is from RefSeq and is a predicted model, not a curated record. The coding region runs from base 1 to 1107 and encodes 368 amino acids. Gene Ontology annotation, molecular function: NAD binding; magnesium ion binding; 3-isopropylmalate dehydrogenase activity. Gene Ontology annotation, biological process: L-leucine biosynthetic process.